CAUCAGGGCACUGAUGAUCAGUGGCCUGAUGAUCGGUGCCCAGCAGUACCACCCACGAGUUCUGCCCACCUGUGCCCAGCAGUGCCACCUACCUGUGCCCAGCAGUGCCACCCACCUGUGCCCACCAGUGCCACCCACCAGUGCCACCCACCAGUGCCCAUCAAUGCAGUGCUGCCAGUCAGUGCCACCAUCAGUGCCAAGCAGUUGCACCAGUCAAUGCCUAGCAGUGCCGCCAGUCACUGCCCAGCAGUGCUGCCAGUCAGUGCCACCUAUCAGUGCUGUCUACAAGUACCCAUCAUCAGUGCCACCUACCAGUGCCACCUAUCAGUGCCGCCUAUCCGUGACGCCUCAUUAGUG
This is a messenger RNA of Staurois parvus, 357 nucleotides long. The record is from the annotation of a GenBank genome assembly. NCBI's taxonomy places the organism in Eukaryota, Metazoa, Chordata, Amphibia, Anura, Ranidae.